Messenger RNA from Athalia rosae (coleseed sawfly), 3667 nucleotides. Its product is annotated as integrin alpha-PS5-like. The record is from RefSeq and is a predicted model, not a curated record. Gene Ontology annotation, biological process: cell-matrix adhesion; cell adhesion mediated by integrin; integrin-mediated signaling pathway. The coding region runs from base 170 to 3346 and encodes 1058 amino acids. Gene Ontology annotation, molecular function: integrin binding. NCBI's taxonomy places the organism in Eukaryota, Metazoa, Arthropoda, Insecta, Hymenoptera, Athaliidae. Gene Ontology annotation, cellular component: external side of plasma membrane; integrin complex. The transcript is spliced from 10 exons.
UCGUUUGACCACAGGAUGUUAGGUAUCCUGUAACUUUCCCUAGUAUUCUGUUUCGUUGAUAAACUCCUCUGAAAAUGAGGGAAGUGGUAUGUAGAAGAGGCUGAAAUCUUCGCGCCUCAAUCAUCCGCUGUUUCAUUCCGUUUUUAAAUUGCUUUGCCCAAGCACGAACAUGGCGGGUGGUUUAAGUCUUUACUUAAUUUUAUUUUUUGUCGUUCUGACAGGUGUUGUGGCUUAUCACUUCGAUAACGAUAAUAUAAUAUUGUACAAGAAUGUUUUGGACUCUUCAGAAUCUCGUGCAAGCUACUUUGGAUUUUCGACAGCUCUUUGGAAUCCUGGUGAAUCAAGUCCAACAUGGUUAUUCAUCGGAUCACCAAGAGCUAAUUCAUCCGCAUAUCCUGGCGUUAACGAGCCUGGAACUAUUUUCAAAUGCAAAAUUGGUGAACCGUGCAAAGAAUGGAUUUUACAAUCUAGAAACAGCAAAAGUGCACCUACGCCAGGCUCGUGGCUUGGCGGUGCCAUGAGCAUAGAAAACAAAGUCAUACCACGACUGGUGAUUUGUGGCCAUAGAUGGAUGGAAUACAACAAUCAACUAACUUCGCUGUGGCUCAUGAAAGGCAUGUGUUACGAAGCUAAGGCUGACAGGAAUUCAGUCAAUGGAAGUGCAGUAGGAGUGUCUGUAAACCCACUUCGCAACACUGAGGUAGUAUAUACUGUACCAAACAUGACCACCAGUAACAUGAAUUUUGGAUUUGGGGAAUCCGGAUUCUCUAUCCAUAUCACAGAGAACAAAGAUGCGCUUGAAUAUAUUUUGGGUUGCCCUGAAGUUUGGGUUGGACAGGGGACACCAAUUAUCCACAAGGGUAUAAUUGGGCAAAAAAAACGUUUUAUCAUACCGGACCCCAAAAAGGAUUUUACAGUGGAGAGCUCCGAUCAUUCGGGGUACGCUGUAACUUCCGGAAAUUAUUUUAUACCGAAAACACGUAGAUAUGUGUCAGGUGCACCAAGGAGUGAAGGAUUUCUGGGAAAAAUUAUUGUAUUUGACUUUCCUGAAGAGGAUAUGGGUCCCAUAAAAGUUUACAACAAUCUUACUAAGGGAGAUCAAGUUGGUGGAUAUUUUGGAGCUGCCUUAGCUUCCUGCGAUGUCGAUGGCGAUGGACGAGACAACUUGAUCGUAGGUGCUCCACAGUGGUCAAAGUAUUUGGACGAAGGACGAAUUUAUGUCUACAAAGGCGAGAGUAAGGAUAACUUCGUGCUACUGCAACACUUCGAAGGAGAGACCAAAUAUGGAAGAUUCGGUAGCACGAUCACCUGCUUAGGUGAUAUUGACCACGAUGGUUAUGCAGAUAUUGCAGUAGGAGCUCCGUACAGUGGUAACGGUGUUGUCUAUAUUUUUCAUGGUGGCAAAGGUGGCUUAAAAAGAAGCCAAAAGAUCCCUGGUCCUGAAGAUACCAGCGGAUUUGGUAUUUCAAUUUCCGAGCCACGUGACAUUGACAAUAACGGAUAUGCCGAUAUCGCAAUUGGUGCUCAUUUAUCGGGCCAUGUCACUUUGGUAAGAUCCAAACGUGUCGUUUCUUUGAACGUUAAAAUGCACACCGACUUGCCAGAGGAAACACUCGAGCGGAGCGGAGCAGAUCCUUUUGGAUUGUUUGUAUGUUCUUUUUACAAUGGGACGGAUCUACCGAAACAACUGGACGUCAUUACUCAAUUGCGAAUUGACGAAGGACAUCGAAGAGCAAGACUCUCGAUCUCAGGAGGAAUUCGAAGAUUCUACAAGUUUUCAACAACGCUUAAUCUUGGCCAAACAACGUGCGAAAAUUUCACAAUAAUUUUAGAGACUAACAUCGGGGAUUUUCUCAACCCAUUACGGCUCUCGGUUACUCAACGUUUAGGCACGAGUAACUAUUCCGAAACGCUGAUUGUUACCAGAAAUGACAAAAUUGGAAAGGACAACUUUAACAAAUCCUCAGCUGUUUUGAGCGGCUCUCUCUCAGAGGUCAGAAAUGCUCUGACAAUUCCAUUUAAACAAAUUUGCGGCUCCGACGAUAUUUGCCAUUCAAAUUUGACAAUUUAUAUGUCGACUGAUUUGGGAAGUAAUAAUUCUUACAUCAUUGGUUCCACUCCGUACAUAUCGCUUGUUGUUGGCGUUUCGAAUACUGGCGAGGAUGCUUACAAUACCAGAGUAGUUAUCUAUAUUCCAGACUAUAUUCGACUUCGUCGCAUGCCAAAUACAUGUACCAGAAAUGAAAUGAAUAUGUUGAACGUAGUUACAUGUGAGAUUGAUAAUCCAUUGGCUGCAGGCGUCAUGAAAAAUGUCAGCAUAGAUCUAGAUGUGUCUGAGUUGGAGUCUGACUAUUUCAGAAAAAUAGAUUUGGAGGCAAUCGCGAAGACGCAGAGUAUGAACGAGGAGCAUAAAGCUCACCUUGUAAUUGAUGGUGUGAUAGAAGCAGAUUUUGGUAUCACAGGAAAAGCCGAUGUGGAUUGGUACUCGUAUGCUCUUAAAGGGAAAGAUGAUGAACCGUUACCGAAAAUAUUAUUCCAGCACUCAUUUGAGAUUAAAAAUCACGAGGUAUCUCCGAUAACUGAAGCGCUGCUUAGUCUUUCCAUACCAACACAUUGGAUACACAAGGAUCGUGAAAUUGAAAUAGUGAGACUGAAUAAAACGACCAGGCAACUCGAUGGGACAGACUUCGAUUGCUACGAGCAAAACGCUAAUGAUAUUCAGAGUACAUCGCGUCUGGAUGCAACUACAAUGCCGGAAUGGUUAACGAGUAGUCGUAAUACGUCGCAAUCGUUGAUGCAGACUGAAAAAAAAUUUACAAUUAUCGAUGGUAAAGUAUUGGCAGCAUCUCCGGACAACAGAACUCUGUACAUUAACACUACUAAUCCUUCGGUCAAGUGGAGUACGAUAAAUUGUUUGGCAGGGCGAUUUAUUAACUCACAAUCCGUGGCCAAAGUUAUUCUGGAAUUGGAACUUCUUUUGGAAAAUUUAAUACCUGAAAUAAUUGAAGACAAAGACAUUAUAUUUGUUGUGACUAAUGGAAGUACGAGAAUUAUAAUGCCAUCAAAUUUAAUUCAAACUGCCAAUAAUGCGCCCGAUUGUGCAAUGACUGGUACGAUGUUCAUUGGAUCGAGACUAGAACGUCAAGUGGCUUCAUGGGUCAUAGGGACUUCAGUUGGCGUCGGGAUAUUACUUCUGAUAUUAGUCGUUAUUGCGCUAUUCAAAUUUGGUUUCUUCAGAAGAAGCAAAAAAAUGGAACUCCAGGCGUUGAAGAAAAGUGAAAAGAAUAUGGAGCCCAAAGUCCUUCUAGAGACCAACUCAUCCAGAGAAUUUUUGGACCUUAGUUAAAUUGACAAAAACGAGAAACAAGUAAAAAUAAAAUUUUAAGUAUGUACAUAACCAUAUUGCGUGUCUAAUGAUGCUAAAAAGGCCUAAACUAAAAAGUCUUUUUUUGGUACUAGAAGAGUAUAAUUUUCGAUAGUUUGCUAUCCGCUAUAGGUUCAAAAAAAGAUGAUCAAUGAAUAACGAAGACGAAAAUUUGGAGAAAACAAGCGGAAAUAAGGGGCACAUAGAAUUUUUAAGUAUCAACGAGAAAUGAAUUUUUGGCGUUUUUACCUUAAGUUAUUUUGAUGGUAUUAAAAUCAUGAUAUUUAAAUCAUCCAGUAAAAA